AUGAAGUUGAUCCUUGCUGUGUUGACGCUAUCUGCCAUUUCCAUGGCCAUGCCCACCAAUGACGGUCAUCCGGGUCAUCCCAAAGACAGCCCAACAGUUUGCGAAAGCCACCAAACGGUUGUUUGCAACGGAGGCAACGGAGGCCUGCUGUCCCUUGGAAACCUUCUCACUGGUCUACUAGGAGAAAGCUGCUCGGGCGGAGAUGUCUACUGCUGCUCGCAGUCUGAUGUCGAUCAGACUGGAUUGAUCAACCUGGACCUCAACCUGCAAUGCAGCCUUAAUCACCUUCUCUAG
Penicillium chermesinum is the source of this 294-nucleotide messenger RNA. RefSeq lists its product as uncharacterized. Lineage: Eukaryota; Fungi; Ascomycota; Eurotiomycetes; Eurotiales; Aspergillaceae. The transcript is spliced from 2 exons. The coding region runs from base 1 to 294 and encodes 97 amino acids. The record is from RefSeq and is a predicted model, not a curated record.